Molecule: messenger RNA, 1816 nt
Organism: Drosophila montana
Lineage: Eukaryota; Metazoa; Arthropoda; Insecta; Diptera; Drosophilidae
Product: HUWE1-associated protein modifying stress responses
Exons: 5
Coding region: 519-1361 (280 amino acids)
Source: RefSeq, a predicted model, not a curated record
UAGCUUAGUUCAUUUUUUGUGGUGGUUAACGUACAAAUGUGCUGCGUGCUCCUUUUUAACAAGUUUUCAGCAUAUUUACAUUUGAUAUCUUAAUCCUCCGACGUAGUUAAAGCUAUUUGGCAGUUGAAUCGUAGCUCAACUGCAUUGCCGGAUCGCUGAAGCAUCAAGAAAGACGGACUCGCGCACACAGAUUAACCAACGCUACAUACAAAGACCCACACAUACGAAGAAGCGUGCGUGUUGGUGUGUGUGUGUGUGUGUGUUUGUGUCAGUGUCAGUGCGUGCUGCUGUCGUCGUCGUUGCAAAGAGGAAGCAGCAGGCAAAGGCGAACGGCGGACGCGAAAAAGGAGCCAAGAGCUCAAGAAGCUGUAGGGAACGGCUGGCAGUUACCGGAACAUUGAGUUGCAGCAGCAGAAGUUCAAAUACAUACAGCAUAAUAACAACAACAACAAUAACAACAAGAAAAUAGCAACAGCACACAACAAAGGUGUCGCCCCCGCCUUUCCUCCCCCACAAAAAUGCAACAACAAGAAUCUGGGGGCGAGGAGAGCUGGCUAGAGGAGCAGUGCCAUCGCGAAAUCAACGGCCAGAACGAUGAGUACGAACGCGAGUUUGUGCGUCAGCGCGACAACAAUUUAAGCACCGUCUGGGGCGCAUUCCAGGACUCGGCCACUGCAGUUGCACAGCUCUAUCGUGAGCGCUCUUCCAACACAUUCGCUCCAGAGGCCGGGGCACUGUGGCUGCCCUUUCAGACCGCAGCUGGUACUGUGACAACACUCUACAAAGAAUCUUGUGAUGGUCUCAAACGCACCAGCGACGCUGCCAUACAAUGCGGCUACCAAAGACGCACACGCGAACUGGCCGAUUGGGCGCGCAGCAAAAAACGCCGCAUGAUACGGCGCGAGGAUUUGCUGGCCUAUUUAGCUGGAAAAGCGCUGCCAACGCAACCAACGAAUCCACAUGCCAAUCGUCGGUCGCCCAAGCCGGAACAUCAUCAUGGCGGCGGAGUACAUCAUCAUCAAGUCAACGGCAGCCCCAAUAGUGUCACUGGCUCGGCGAUAGGCUUUGCCAGCAACGGACUGACCAUGAUGCCACCCACAACCGCCGGCGGACAGCCAACGCAUUUGCUAAACGGCGCCAGCGGUCAGGCGGCGACAGUAGGUGCCACAGGCGGCACUGGCGGCAUCAUCGGCGACGAUCUGCACACUUUCAAGGAGGCCUUAGUUUUGCGUCCACGCGGACCGGAGCUAUUUGCAUUUGUUGCCAACGAAAUCGCUCGCCAUUGCAAGCGUCCCGGCAGUCCCAUCGAUGACAAAAUGGACAUUUGCCACUACAGCAGUAAACGUCAGCGCUUUAUGUAAUCCCAGCAUCUAGCGGCAGCCAAUGGGGUUGAUACACAUACACACACAAGCACACACACACACAUGCAUACACGCUCUAAUACACAUACACAUGCAUGCGCCAAAAUGAAAUGCAACAACACUUUUCCCACUCAAUGCAGCAGCUGGAGUAACACGUGGUAUUGGUUGGGGGAGGGGAAGAGGGGUGGCAUUGAAACUACAACAAAAACAAGACCAACUGCAGUCCCCGCAACACACCGGCAAGUUGUGUGUGUGUGUGUGUGUGUGUGUGUCUGUGUAGGUGUAGGUGUGUGGCGCGGGGGCGCGACUAGUUCUAUUAAACUGUACUAUUAAACUGUUAAAUUCUGUUUAUAAUAUUUAUGCCGUAAAGUUCUUGUUACUGCGCUUUGUCGACUCAAACACAACACAGACACACACACACACACACACACACACACACACACACACACACACAC